Lates calcarifer (barramundi perch) is the source of this 3695-nucleotide messenger RNA. Its product is annotated as NAD(P) transhydrogenase, mitochondrial. The transcript has 21 exons. The coding region runs from base 229 to 3444 and encodes 1071 amino acids. Gene Ontology annotation, biological process: proton transmembrane transport; NADPH regeneration. The record is from RefSeq and is a predicted model, not a curated record. Gene Ontology annotation, cellular component: mitochondrial inner membrane. Gene Ontology annotation, molecular function: NADP binding; NAD binding. Lineage: Eukaryota; Metazoa; Chordata; Actinopteri; Centropomidae.
CGUGUCCUGUAGAGCUGAAAUGUCACUCUGCUGUCUGUAGGCCUCGCAGCACAGUGUGAGUGUGUGACUGUGGGGCUCAGGACCUGCUCAGAGAAGAGGGGGGGGGUUAUAAUGCUCUUUGUUAUUUGACAGUAGAUGCAGAAGUAGUUUUAAUUUAUUGCCUGCCUCUGCUUGUUUUGGUUCAUAUUCAAGAGCCAGAGGGAGUCUCAGGGCGGACGCUCAGUGGCCAUGUCGACCCUCCUGCGCUGCAUCUCCAGCUCUUCUGUUGUUUUCCUCCAGCGAGGGGUGCGUCAGAGGAUACCUGGAAGGAGACAGUUCAGGACUUUCCCUGUGUUAUGGGACCAAAAGGCCUCCAGAGGUGUGCUCUACAAGGACGUGGUGGUGGGCGUUCCUAAGGAGACGGUACAGAAUGAGCGUCGCGUGGCGUUGUCACCUGCCGGGGUGCAGGCGUUGGUCAAACAGGGAUUCAAGGUACAGGUGGAGAGUGGAGCUGGGGAGGAAUCCAAGUUCUCCGACCAGCUGUACAAAGAUGCCGGAGCCACCAUCACUGACGUCAAGGGAGCCCUCGGCUCGGACUUGGUCCUCAAGGUCAGAGCCCCCAGUUUGAGCGAGGUAGACCUCCUGAAGCCCAACUCCACCUUGGUGAGCUUCAUCUAUCCAGCACAGAACCCAGACCUGAUGAAGAAGCUGUCAGAGAGACAGAGCACUGUGCUGGCCAUGGACCAGGUGCCGAGGGUCACCAUCGCACAGGGCUAUGAUGCACUCAGCUCCAUGGCUAACAUCGCUGGGUACAAAGCCGUGGUUCUGGCUGCCAACCACUUUGGCAGGUUCUUUACUGGUCAGAUCACAGCUGCAGGAAAAGUACCCCCGGCUAAGGUCCUGGUUAUUGGAGGUGGAGUGGCAGGUUUAGCAGCAGCAGGGGCAGCCAAGUCGAUGGGAGCCAUAGUCAGAGGAUUUGACACCAGGCCAGCAGCCUUGGAGCAGUUCAAGUCAUUUGGAGCAGAGCCUUUAGAAGUAGACAUCAAAGAGUCUGGCGAGGGAGUUGGAGGUUACGCCAAGGAGAUGUCCAAAGAGUUCAUUGAGGCUGAGAUGGCCCUUUUUGCCAAGCAGUGUAAAGAGGUCGACAUUCUCAUCAGCACUGCCCUGAUCCCAGGGAAGCGGGCUCCCAUUCUGAUCAAGAAGGAGUUUGUGGAGUCUAUGAAGGAUGGCUCUGUGGUGGUGGAUUUGGCUGCAGAGGCAGGGGGCAACAUCGAGACCACCAGGCCUGGUGAGCUGCAUGUUCACAAGGGAGUAACACACAUUGGCUACACAGACCUGCCCAGCCGCAUGGCCACCCAGGCCAGCACUCUGUAUUCAAAUAACAUACUGAAGCUGCUGAAGGCCAUUAGCCCAGACAAGGAAUACUUCCACUAUGAGCCCACAGAUGAGUUUGACUAUGGAACAAUCGACCAUGUCAUCCGUGGGACUCUUGUUAUGAAGGACGGCAAGAACAUGUUCCCAUCCCCGCUCCCAAAAACAGUCCCACCGCCCCCCGUAAAACAGAAAUCAGUCAUAGAGUUGGAAGCUGAGAAAGCAGCGGCGAUUUCUCCCUUCCACCGCACCAUGACCUCUGCUGGCGUCUACACUGCAGGUGUGUCCACCUGUCUGGCUCUGGGCAUCAUCUCCCCCAACACUGCAUUCACUCAGAUGGUCACAACCUUCGGCUUGGCUGGGAUUGUGGGAUACCACACUGUGUGGGGCGUGACCCCUGCUCUGCACUCACCCCUCAUGUCUGUCACCAACGCCAUCUCAGGUCUGACGGCAGUAGGAGGUUUGGUGCUGAUGGGUGGAGGUCUCACACCCUCCACCUUGCCUGAGAGUCUUGCCCUGGCUGCUGCCUUCGUUUCUUCCAUCAACAUUGCCGGUGGUUUUCUGAUCACCCAGAGGAUGUUGGAUAUGUUCAAGCGUCCCACUGACCCUCCUGAGUACAAUUACCUGUAUCUGCUGCCUGGAACUGCAUUUGUUGGAGGAUAUGGAGCUUCGGUUGCAGCUGGAUACAGCAUUGAGCAGAUGAUGUACUUGGGCUCAGGCUUGUGUUGUGUUGGUGCACUGGCGGGACUCUCUGCCCAGGGCACCAGUCGCUUGGGGAAUGCCCUGGGCAUGAUGGGAGUGGCGGGGGGCAUCGCCGCCACCCUCGGCGCCCUCAAACCCUCACCAGAGCUGCUGUCUCAGAUGUCUCUGGCCAUGGCCACUGGUGGAACCCUAGGUCUCACCAUUGCCAAGCGUAUUGAAAUCUCAGACUUGCCGCAGCUCGUGGCGGCCUUCCACAGCCUCGUGGGGUUGGCGGCAGUCCUCACCUGCAUCGCCGAGUUUAUGAUCGAGUACCCCCACCUGGAUACUCAUCCAGCCGCCGGUGUCCUCAAGACAGUGGCAUAUCUGGGCACUUACAUUGGAGGUGUCACCUUCAGUGGAUCACUGGUGGCCUACGGCAAACUUCAAGGCAUCCUCGACUCCGCCCCCCUGCUGCUGCCGGGCCGACACGUUUUGAACGCCGGUCUGAUGGCAGCAUCGAUGGGAGGCAUGAUUCCUUUUAUGCUCAGCUCCAGCUAUGGUACUGGCAUGGGGUGUCUACUGGGAGUGUCUGGGCUUUCCACUGUUAUGGGUGUAACCCUGACAGCAGCUAUCGGGGGCGCUGACAUGCCCGUGGUCAUUACCGUGCUGAACAGCUACUCUGGAUGGGCGCUCUGUGCUGAAGGUUUCCUACUAGACAACAAUCUCAUGACGAUUGUUGGUGCCCUGAUUGGCUCCUCUGGUGCCAUCCUCUCCUACAUUAUGUGUGUGGCUAUGAACCGCUCCCUGCCCAAUGUGAUCCUGGGUGGAUAUGGCACCACCUCCACAGCAGGUGGUAAGCCCAUGGAAAUUGUUGGCACUCACACUGAGGUCAACGUGGACCAGACCAUUGACAUAAUCAAAGAGGCCAACAACAUCAUCAUCACACCAGGUUGGGGUCUGUGUGCAGCCAAAGCUCAGUACCCAAUUGCAGACAUGGUGAAGAUGCUGAGGGAGCAGGGAAAGACUGUCAGGUUUGGUAUCCACCCAGUUGCCGGUCGUAUGCCCGGCCAGCUGAAUGUCCUCUUGGCUGAGGCUGGUGUUCCCUACGAUGUGGUCCUGGAGAUGGAUGAGAUCAAUGAAGACUUCCCAGAAACCGACUUGACACUGGUCAUUGGAGCCAACGACACAGUGAACUCUGCAGCACAAGAAGAUCCCAACUCUAUAAUUGCUGGAAUGCCUGUUCUGGAGGUGUGGAAGUCCAAACAGGUGAUAGUCAUGAAGCGUACCUUGGGUGUGGGCUACGCUGCAGUAGAUAACCCCAUUUUCUACAAGCCCAACACAUCAAUGUUGCUGGGAGAUGCCAAGAAGACCUGUGACAGCCUGCAAGCCAAGAUCAGAGAGGCCUACUACUAGUUAACAGCCAUUACUAACAUGUACAGUAGUUCUCAAGCACAGAGGCAGGUUGACAGAUUACUAUAUUUCCAGCAUUAACUUUCAGUUUAUAUAUACAUAUAUAUAUAUUUGAAAAACAGAUUUAUUGGGUCUGCAAACAAAUGUGAUUCUAUUACCUACAAUUCAUGAGAUGAUUUUUUGGGAAAAUAAGGGACAUGAAUAACUCAAACAUAAAUGUGUACUGAUUUGUAAAUAAAAAUUAUUUAAACUUA